GCGAGAAGAAGCGAAUCAAAAUUCCCAGUUUCACUUCGUACGCAUCUUUUGGCUCUCGCGGUCAUUCGUAGCGCGACGUUGUUUCACUCCGAUUAUAUUUCCACGAGUUUUUCCAUUUUACUUCCGUCUUACCGACGCCUGAACGUAUAGCUGGUCGUAGUUCCGAGGUGUCCGUAAAUCGGAAUUCUCCGCGAAAUUCAUCGGACUUAAAAAUCUGUGUUCGCUGGUUACUACCGCUCACGAAUACCGUUCGGUUGAUAGUUUUACAUUUUUCUGUUGAAAAAACUUCACCGCAUCCGCGCGAUGCGCGUUCGUCGACUCGUAACUUUUCCAUCGAUUGUUUUUAACGUCCCGAAAACUUUUCACUUUACGAUCGUUUCAAUUUUACUUCCUAAACGUUAGUGACGCGAUGUGCGACGGUGUGUGCAUCGGCUUAAAACUGCUGUGACGUACGAAAGUUGUACAUUGCCCGAGUGACGAGGGGCCGCAAAGUAGCCUCAAAGAAAAUCCGCAACAGUUGAAAAUUUACGUGCACUUUUACAAUCUUAUUAUAAUACUUGAAAAUUUUCAGUCCCAAAGUUAGGCUAAGUCCCCUCCGUUAUCCUAUCGGGAUUGACGUCAAUUUUUUUUUUUUUUGUUUUUUUUUUACCUUCUAUUACCCCGUUCCCCAAUACGUCCUUUUGUCGCAAUUUUUUCUCUGAAUCAACUUUACCUUCAUUUGGCUGAAUUUUACAAAUUUCUCGUUCAAGUUUUGAGAUGAUUGUACCAACGCAGACGAAGAUUUGUAAUUGAUAUUUUGUCAUUACCCCUACAGCCCAUAUUUUAGCGAAUCAUUUUUUUCGUAUGGUAGAUGGUGCAGCUAGAGAAUUCGAACGAGUUCGCAGUUGAUCACCAUUUUACCAAACGUUGUUUGAUUUUCAGAUAAACCAAUUUUUUUUUUUUUAUUCAUCACAAUCUAUUUUCAAUAGCCCUUGCAUUGCGAGAACACGCGUGUAAGUACGUAAGUAAAUUUCAGCAGUGCUCGUUCGACAGUGUCGGGUGACAUAAAGUGUCCAUUGUGUGUGCAAAAGUCCUGGAAGCGAAGUGCGUUUUAAGUACGUGAAAACGCGCGUAAGUGUGUUGUUAGUGUUUCAGGUUUUUAGCAGACCCGUUCGUCGGUGGUAUCCGGGAGGACGUACGGAAGCCCCCCCACGUCGGCAUCGUUUCGUCGAAGUGCCCGUGCGGCCGUUCCCGCUAAAACCCGCUGAAGUAUAGAUAGAGGCACCGCGCUAGCUGCCCGUUGGAAGGAUUGUUCAGGAGUCACCGCAACCGCUAACCGGAAGUUUCAGUUUUCACGGAAGCCAAGAAGCUUUUAAUCUGCUGAGUGUUGGACAAGCGCCAGAUAGCUCGUCGCGCCUCGACUUCACGAUUUCGCCGUGGCUGUAACUGCGCCGGAAUUCGAAGACAUCGAUAUAUAUCGGCGCCACGCGGUGACGGGGCAAUUCAUCUCCGAAAAGAUUUCUACUUCCUCCGCCAAAAACUUUCGUUGCCGUAUUUCAACUCUACGCUUGUAACCACUGCGGCAGCAGUAUAGUCUCGUCGUGAAACACGAGGCGGAUGGUGCGGAUUAAGUUCUGAAAAUCGUAACACGAAUUCCACCGAGAGCGCGGUGAAUUUUUUUUCUUUUUUCCAUUUCGAAACCGUGCGCGUUCGCCCCCGUCACGAUCAACGGAAGCAGAUUUUUUUUUUUUGCAUCCGUCAUCUCGGCACGCACGAACUACUCGACUCGUACGAUCCGCAGUGUCCUCGCCGCGACUCGACGGUCGACGCAUACAUCGAAAUAUUUCACACUCUCUCUCUCUCUCUCUCUACUCGGGGGACAGGGGGAUCGGAGGACAACGAAGCGCAGAUAAACGCGGGUUCGGACGAGUACCGGGGCAUCUGUUUGAGCGGGGCCAUGGCCACGGUGAUGAUGGGUCUGCGCAGACGAGUACCGGCUAACACCGGGUGCUCGACAAACGCGACAGGAAUCUCGUCGUCCUCGACCUCCAACAAGCGGUCCAGGUCGGAGAACAACAACAGUCCGUCCCACGGCAACCUCAACUCGCUGACCGCCGCCCACAGCGAACCACCGGCGAAGAAGUCGCGCUCGAACGCCGCGAACUCGACGCGAGGCUCGAACUCGACCGCUUCCGAAAACCAAACGGUCACCAAGAGCCGGGGUAAUUCGUCGAGGAACGGAUCGUCGGCUAAGGGCGAAGUCGCGUCGAAAAAUUCCGGUCAAUCGUCCCCUUCCGCGUGGAGCGGCGCCUCCCCGAUCGCCAGGACGUCGUUCUCGUCCGUGAUAGCGCCGAUCGGUCUGUCCGCGGGACAGACCACCAUGGGAACCGCGAGUCUGAACGCCUCGGCCGCCCUGAACGCUACGGCUAUUCCGUACAUGACGCCGUCCGUGACGCCCUCGGUCGCCACGUUCGUCGGGAAUGCCACGAAUCUCAACAAAAAUAACUCGUCGGUUUCUUAUCUGGAUAUAUCGAACAUGACCAGCGGCACCAUGAGCUCGGCAUCGUCGGCGAUAAACUCGAGCUUCGUUAGCCCCAAGAGCGCCCAAUCGCCCUCGAAGAACGGCGGAGGUGUAUUCCGGGUGGCUAACGCCGGGAAAGAGGUGGCGACGAAGAAGUUUCAGAACGACACGAUGUUCAACGCCUACCAGCCGUGGGUAAUAAAGACCUACGGGGACCUCGCCAAGACGAAAACCAUCACGAUAAAGAAGUACGCAAGAAUUCUACGCACCCUGAGAGGCGAGGAAGCCAACAGCGCGGAAAACAGUAAAUUUCGAUUCUGGGUUAAGAGCAAGGGAUUUCACAUCGGGCAACCGGAGGGAUACGACGCUAAGCCCGCCGACAGGAUAGUCGGGAGACACGCGGUGACGAGCCCCGGUCUCGAUCCGCCGCUCUACGUCCCCACGCAGCCACCGCACAACAAGUCCUUGAAUGGCGCCGAAGGCACAAUACCCCCUGGACGAGUUUACAAGAAGGUCGCAAUCGUCGAGAAUUUCUUCGACAUCAUACAUGCGGUGCACGUCGACUUGGAGGGUCGUCCUGGAAAACACGCCGGCCAAAAGCGCACGUACCGGACGAUCACCGAAACCUACGCUUUUCUUCCCCGCGAAGCUGUGACCAGAUUUCUCCUCGGUUGUACCGAGUGCCAACGACGCCCCAGGACACCCAGCCCGACAAAUCUCUCCGCCCAGUCCCAGACGCCCUUGGCGACGUCGGUGACGCCAACGAGUCCGACGCCUGCUACCACCCUAUCAGCUUCGCCGGUCCAGACCAGCCAAAGACCCAGGGAAGCGAGCCACGCCCCGGAAGGGAAAAGUUUAUUCAAUUACAGGCAUCCGAAGCACCAAAAGGCCGCCGUGGAAAAGACGGAGCAGGAAGCAACCGCAACUACCGGCGGCCCCAAGGACAAGGAGGAAAAGUACAACCCGUUGAGCAUCACGAAUCUAUUGAAGAAGGAUCCCCCGACUUCGAAUUUCUCCACAUCGUCAACGACGACGGCCACCACGACCACGUCGACGACCGCCGCUUCGAUCGACAAUAUCACCGACUCCCGGCGAACGCCGGAAUCCGAUCGGGCCAGCUCCAGGAGUUCGGCCUCCUCCAAGAGGAGGAGAAUGCUUCCGGAAGGUCGAACUCCCUCCCCGCAACCCUCUACACCGUUGGCGCGACCUUGGAGUCCGAGUAUCGACCCGAAAGACACCCCCAUCGACUACAGCCUACCCAUAACGACGACGUACUUGAAGCACCAGCAGAGGGUACUCGCCGAGAAGACGAAGGCCUCGAAGGCUUCGGAAGUACCGCGCGUCGACGUCCAAGUCGUGAAUACCCUCGACACGGAGUCACUCGAAAGGGAGAGAUUCUCACCAGCCGCCGGGCUAAUCGACACAAAUCUCAACUUGCUCGCUACCAUUCAGCACCUUCAUUGCCAGGUGAUGCUCGCACUCACCGAAAGACUGCGACCCGCCGUACUACCGGCGUCUCUAGUUCUCCCCCAAGCCUCGUCGAUAUUCGCCACGUCCAUGCUUCAUCCGGGGAUAUCAAUUCCUUCGAUAAUAAACCAAAAUCAUUCCUGAGUUCGAUCGAAUACCGCGAGCCACCUGCUCGCGUUACACAUUCGCUAACAUGGAUAAUAAACGUCCCGUUGAAAUUUUUAUCGCAAUUCGCAAAUCCCCGUAUAUAAUUACACCAAGGAAUUAUCAGCUAAUGAAUUUUUUAAAUAUUACAUAUAUAUAUCUAUGUACAUUAUAUAUUACAGAAACUGUCUCCCUUUAGCGAGUUUCUCGACAACCCGUGUAACGAUAUCAUAACCGUCAUGUUGACUUUAAAUUUUUCACCUCUGACUAUAAUAUACGCUAAAAUGGUACGAGAAAUUUAUGCGCCUAUAUAAAUACAUAAUAUACGUACAUGCGUAUGUAUGGAUUUAUAUGUAAAGGUAUCCGUACGUCAUGGUUAAUAAUUACUCACACUAUACAGAAGUUCACAUUUACUAACGAUUUAAAAAAAAAAAUAAAAUAAUAAUAAAUUAAAUCAAGGUGAAUUUUUUCUCAUCACUUAUAUUAUAUUGUAUUAAAUGUAUAUUGUAAACACUAGUUCUCAAACUCUUGAUGAUAUGAUAACUGUCUUAACUCUUUUUCUCGUUACGUUUAGGAAGAGCGAUCGAAGCUCGUCUUAAUUCCGUCUCUACGUCAUCGUAUCAAUGUGUUACAAUCUAGAAGAAACAUUAAUCGCCGUAUUGAAAAAAAAAAAAAUGAAAAUUAUAAUUAUAAUGAUUAUAAUUAUAUAUAAUUAUUUGGUCGUGUCUCAUUGCUAGAGGAAGUAGCUUAUCUGUAUAACAUAAUAUGAGCCUUAACUAAUAUUAAUUAUUGAAUUAAUUCCAAUAGUCCAUAGGAUAGCCAUAUAGAUUAGUUGAGAAUUGCUAUUAUUAUGACGUGUUUACACCAUACCACGUAUGCGUGUAACUGUAGAGAGUUUAGAUUUUGGCAAACGUUAAACGUUGAAAUGUCUUUAAAUAAAUAAAUAAAUAAACAAAUAAAUAGAUUAUCAUUACACUGCGAAGCACCGAACCUUCUAAUCUUGUACAUAACAUUUUUGUUGUAUCGCAUAACGUACAUACUAUAGCACGUUAUUAUUUACUAUGAUUAUUGCUAUCGUUAUUUUUACCAAUACACUUUUUAUCAUUAAUAUUAUUAUUGAUUUACCAUUAUUAUUAUUAUUAUUAUUAUUAUUAUUAUUAUUGUCAUUAUCAUUAUUGUAUUUAAAAGGCACACGGAUGAAAAGGAAGAUAUACAUGAUAUUAAACACUAAAUCA
Messenger RNA from Athalia rosae (coleseed sawfly), 5346 nucleotides. RefSeq names its product mucin-17. NCBI's taxonomy places the organism in Eukaryota, Metazoa, Arthropoda, Insecta, Hymenoptera, Athaliidae. The record is from RefSeq and is a predicted model, not a curated record. The transcript is spliced from 4 exons. The coding region runs from base 1937 to 4111 and encodes 724 amino acids.